Messenger RNA from Chrysoperla carnea, 796 nucleotides. RefSeq names its product putative mediator of RNA polymerase II transcription subunit 21. The transcript is spliced from 3 exons. Bases 74 to 742 code for a protein of 222 amino acids. The record is from RefSeq and is a predicted model, not a curated record. Lineage: Eukaryota; Metazoa; Arthropoda; Insecta; Neuroptera; Chrysopidae.
CUAUCAUCAAAUCAAUAUAAUUUAAUUAUAAUAACUAAUUAUUGUGUGUUUGUGAUUAUAAUCUAAAUCUAAAAUGAAGGUUAUUUUGGGACUAUUUGCUUUGGAGUUGAUAAUUGUAAUGACAUCAGCGGAAGCACCAAGACAAUUCUUUAAUAAUCAACGAUUUAAUCAAAGACAAAACUUUGGAUUCCAACGUCAAGAACAACAACCGAAUGAAGCUCCAUAUGCACCAUCUGGUUGGCGUCCACAAGGAGCAGCAUUUACAUUACCUGCUCGUCAACAACAACAACAGCCAGAAGACCAAUAUGGUCCCCCACCACCACCAGAUAAUCAAUAUGGUCCACCUGCUGCUCAACCAGAUAAUCAAUAUGGACCACCACCCCAACAACCUAAUCAAGUAGAUCCACGUCAAGCAAGAACAACAACCGAUAGUAAUGAAGAAUUAACAACACUAGAACCACAGGCGGAAAAUAUCAAAAGUGAAAAAUUGAAAAAUGCAAAACAAGUUGAAUCUGUUUUUAAGAAUACAGACCGAGGAUUCUAUUAUGUCUACCUUCCCGAUGGUCGCCUUCAACGUGUUGUGUAUACCACAUCUGCAGAUUUACAAAAUAUGGCAUAUACAGCCCGUGUACGAUAUGAAGACGUUGAUCCCGUAUCAGCACCAAUUUAUUCAGCCGCCGCUGUAAAUGGCGCACCAGUAGCUCCACUUGUUGCAGCGCCACAAAGAUUGAUAGUCCAAUAAUUUGCCAAUUUCUUUUGAUAUUUUUUUUAUACUUAUUCAGAUAUUGUAAAUACU